AUGGCUAAGCAGCAAUUGCAAGUGCUUAAUGCACUUGAUGUGGCCAAAACACAAUUGUACCACUUCACUGCAAUUGUGAUUGCUGGGAUGGGAUUUUUCACAGAUGCCUAUGAUCUCUUCUGUAUAUCUCUGGUGACCAAAUUGCUCGGCCGCAUAUACUACCACCACGAGGGGUCUGAAAAGCCAGGCACUUUGCCUCCAAAUGUGUCUGCUGCCGUCAAUGGCGUCGCCUUUUGUGGUACGCUUGCAGGCCAACUCUUCUUCGGGUGGCUUGGUGAUAAAUUGGGUAGGAAAAAGGUCUACGGCAUGACCCUUAUGCUUAUGGUCAUUUGCUCAAUUGCUUCUGCCCUGUCGUUUGGGAAUCAACCGAAGGGUGUUAUGGCUACACUUUGCUUCUUCCGUUUCUGGCUGGGCUUUGGCAUUGGCGGUGACUACCCGCUAUCUGCCACAAUCAUGUCUGAGUAUGCCAACAAGAAGACUCGUGGAGCGUUUAUUGCUGCAGUUUUUGCAAUGCAAGGUUUCGGAAUUUUGGCUGGUGGAAUGGUAGCAAUCAUUGUAUCUGCAUCAUUUAAGGCCGGAUAUCCUGCCCCUGCAUAUCAAGAGAAAGCUUCUGCUUCAACUGUCCCAGAAGCUGAUUAUGUUUGGCGCAUAAUUUUAAUGUUCGGUGCACUUCCAGCCGCACUCACUUACUACUGGCGUAUGAAGAUGCCUGAAACAGCACGUUAUACGGCAUUGGUAGCCAAGAAUGCCAAACAGGCCGCUUCUGAUAUGUCCAAAGUAUUGCAAGUUGAACUCGAGGCAGAACCUGAAAAGGUCGAGAGGCUUUCUCAGGAGAAAGAGAAUGGUUUCGGCUUGUUUACAAAAGAAUUCCUCCGACGCCAUGGACGUCACUUGCUUGGAACAACGAGUACAUGGUUCUUGCUGGACAUUGCCUUCUACAGUCAGAAUCUUUUCCAGAAGGAUAUUUUCACUGCAAUUGGAUGGAUUCCCGCUGCCAAAACAAUGAAUGCAAUCGAAGAAGUUUACCGAAUUGCAAGGGCUCAAACUCUUAUUGCCCUCUGCAGUACUGUACCAGGCUACUGGUUUACAGUAGUAUUCAUUGAUAAAAUCGGAAGAUUUGCAAUUCAGUUAAUGGGAUUCUUCUGCAUGACAGUGUUUAUGUUUGCCUUGGCUAUUCCUUACAAGCACUGGAAACAGGGAGAGAACCGAAUCGGAUUCGUGAUUAUGUACUCACUUACUUUCUUCUUCGCCAAUUUUGGGCCAAAUGCCACGACAUUUGUUGUCCCGGCUGAAAUUUUCCCAGCAAGAUUAAGGUCCACGAGCCACGGUAUAUCAGCAGCAGCUGGCAAGGCCGGAGCCAUUAUUGGGGCGUUUGGAUUUUUAUAUGCUGCUCAGCCUACUAAUCCAAAGAAGACUGAUGCUGGAUACCCUCCUGGUAUUGGUGUUAGGAACGCGCUUAUUGUUCUUGGCUUUGUCAACUUCCUCGGAAUGUUGUUCACUUUCUUGGUGCCCGAGUCGAAGGGUAAAUCACUGGAGGAAAUGUCACGGGAGAAUGAGGAUGACGAUUGGACUGAUGCAGAAAUGAGGCCACAAAGUGGUAGUGAAAUUAGGACAGUUCCAAUUUAG
Molecule: messenger RNA, 1626 nt
Organism: Fraxinus pennsylvanica
Lineage: Eukaryota; Viridiplantae; Streptophyta; Magnoliopsida; Lamiales; Oleaceae
Source: the annotation of a GenBank genome assembly